AUGUCUCUGAGUUUUACUUCGCCUGCUGCCUUUCAGGCGGGACCUGGAGCAUCACCAGUGCUUCCUCAAGGCCAUGGGAGGCAUGCGCCGCACGCAAGCCCCUUCUGCGGGACAUGUACAACACUGGUGCAGAGAGCGGGCCUCGGCGUGGCCGUGGGGCUUAGCGCCCAUGCGGUCGCCCGGAGACGUGGAGAACGGAGCAUGAACUCCGCGCUGAUGAGUCGAGGGGACCAGGAGGAAUCCCCAGAUGUGAAGACAUCGGUUGAUGUGGACGUUUCAUCGGACCAAAGUUUGCGAAGACGGUUGGAGGCAUCCGCAGCACUGGAACAACCAGCAGCACUACCGUUCCUGCCUCAGCCAAAGUAUCGCGAGUUCAUCGUCAACGUUCCAGGUGAUGCAGGAUUUGAUCCCGCCAGUCUCGCAAGAGACUUGGCGACCUUUAGAUGGAUGCAAGAGGCUGAGUUGAAGCAUUCGCGCAUCGCCAUGGUUUCGGUGCUGCUUUGGCCCUUGUCAGAGCUCGACUCCGUCCUUGCUGAGACCCAAGGCCUGGUUCCAGGCGAUUUCCCCUUCGGUUUGGCGCUGGCCGUGGGAGCUAUGGCCAUUGCAGUGCCUGAGAUGUCCAAGACGCCUGAGUCGCCACCGGGAUUUUACGGCUUCGACCCUUUAAACCUGAAGGACGUCGAAAUGCCCAUGUCAUGCUGGCUUCCAAAGGGACGACGCUGGAUGGCAGAAGCAGAACUCAAACAUGGACGGGUGGCGAUGAUGGCGUGCUUGAUCUUUGCAUGCUUGGAGCUCUCAACCAAGGUUCCCAUCGUGCGACAUGCACCAUUCCAAUGA
Molecule: messenger RNA, 837 nt
Organism: Cladocopium goreaui
Lineage: Eukaryota; Dinophyceae; Suessiales; Symbiodiniaceae
Source: the annotation of a GenBank genome assembly